Messenger RNA from Melampsora larici-populina 98AG31, 1464 nucleotides. Its product is annotated as aspartic peptidase A1. The transcript has 4 exons. Lineage: Eukaryota; Fungi; Basidiomycota; Pucciniomycetes; Pucciniales; Melampsoraceae. Bases 1 to 1464 code for a protein of 487 amino acids. Gene Ontology annotation, biological process: proteolysis. Gene Ontology annotation, molecular function: aspartic-type endopeptidase activity. The record is from RefSeq and is a predicted model, not a curated record.
AUGAAUACCAGCACAUCUCAUACUAUCCUUUGCGGAGUUUACUUUCCUUGCCUUCUGAUCUUCACCAUAAGACUACUUUUGGUUUCAGGGGAAUCUUUUCCCAUUUACAGUUCUUCAGGGGGCAUCAGUUCAGAUGAAGAUGACAUUGAAUUCGUCGUUAAGCAGGCCAACAUUAUGUUCCUUAAGUAUCCCUUUUUAAAUUCUGACGCUGCCGUCGAGGGCGCCGCAAGAAACGUGCUUGCUGUGAAGGCUCAAGCUCCCUCAAGUAUUAGCCUCAGCAAUUAUAUGAAUCUCCAGUACUACAGUGUUAUUGAAGUUGGAGUUCCACCUCAAAAGUUCAAUGUGCAGGUUGACACUGGAUCAACUUCCCUUUGGGUAGCUUCCUUUGAUCCGAGGGAUAAGAGUAAAAGUAGAUUGGGGUCGGAUGAGAUCGCUGGAGCACUAUUCAACGUAGCUAAAUCUUCUACCUUUGUUGCUACGAAGGCAAUUUACAGCAUGUUCUAUGCGGAUUCAUCUUAUGCCAAUGGAUACGUGGGUGCUGAUACCGUCUCUCAAGGCUCGUUUAAAGUUGAUGGCCAGAAGUUUGGAGUAGUAACUGCCACCUCUACAGGAAUGUACAUAUCAGAUGCCUCAGGUGUGCUUGGGAUGGGAUUCGCAUCCGCAGAGCCAGAGCGACCUGCACCGUUUUGGCAGACCGCAAAUGUUGAAUCCUUUGCCAUCGGAAUGUCUGGUUUCACCAAAGACUCGUCAAGAUCUUCCUCGGCGCUUCACCCAGGCGGGAUACUCACCCUUGGCGGUGUAGAAUCAAAAUUGUAUGAUGGGGACAUCAAUUACGUCCCCCUUACAAAUACCUCGCUUUGGCAAGUCAGCGUCGACGGCGUCAGUGUGGGUGGGCAGAUGAUCUCAAAUACAGACAGCAACCGAGUUUUGAUCGAUUCGGGUACAAGUUUGAUCGGUGUCCCAAGCGAAGUCGCCAAAAGUGUUUACAGCCAAAUCCCCAACUCCACACCUGGCACUGGAAACUACAAAGGAUAUUACUCCUACCCGUGCGACGCAUCUCCUGAUUUUGCUAUGAUCUUUGGUGGAAUCACCUACCCGGUUUCCGCUGAAAGCUUCAAUAUUCAACCCGUCAAGGGAAAUCCUAGCCAAUGUUAUGGUGCAGUUUUCUCCACGGGCGCUGUUAGUGCUGCUGCAGGAGAAAGUAUGUGGAUUGUGGGAGCAUCCUUUAUGAGGAACGUUUACACAGUCUUCAGAGCAAAUCCAACACCAGCGAUCGGUUUCGCAAGGCCAGCCGAAGAUUUUCAAGCCAAGCUGGGGUCCAUGAAGUGGGCGGCAAAUUCUGCCAAAAACUCGGCUGCAACAAGUAUCCGAAAUCCGUUUGCGCCUUUGAAGGGGCUCAAUUUUGGUUGCUCUUUAUUGUCCAGUGGAUUGGUAUUCUGGGCAUCUCAAAUUUUGUUGGGAUAA